Molecule: messenger RNA, 4533 nt
Organism: Falco peregrinus (peregrine falcon)
Lineage: Eukaryota; Metazoa; Chordata; Aves; Falconiformes; Falconidae
Gene: STC1
Product: stanniocalcin 1
Biological process (GO): intracellular calcium ion homeostasis
Cellular component (GO): extracellular region
Molecular function (GO): hormone activity
Source: RefSeq, a predicted model, not a curated record
AUGAGUCCAGGCAGCCGUUGGCUCUGCCCAGCGCCUGCCGAUUGGCUCGGCAGCCCGCGGGGGACCGAUAAGGGCGGCUAUAAAAGCCCUCGCCACGCUGGUCCCCCAGCCAGCAGCAGCCAGAGGGGCCAGGCUGCGCAUCCCCCAGCCUCGCCAGCAUCCAGCCUCUCUCCACCCGGGAGCUCCCAGCCGGAUCCACAGCCUCACUCCAGCCGGAGUGGAAGAGGAGAGAAAGACACACGCACAUACACUCCAAAAAAAAAAAAAAAACCAAAAAACAAACCACACUUAGCGGAAACUUGUCAGAGAAUGCUCCUAAAGUCUGGUUUGCUCCUGCUGCUGGUGAUCAGUGCGUCUGCAUCCUAUGAAGCUGAACAGAAUGACUCUGUGAGCCCCAGGAAACCCAGGGUUGCAGCCCAGAACUCAGCUGAGGUAGUUCGCUGCCUGAACAGUGCCCUCCAGGUGGGCUGCGGGGCCUUCGCCUGCCUGGAGAACUCCACGUGCGACACGGAUGGCAUGUACGACAUCUGCAAGUCCUUCCUGUACAGCGCUGCUAAAUUCGACACUCAGGGAAAAGCUUUUGUGAAAGAAAGCUUGAAAUGCAUUGCAAAUGGGGUGACGUCCAAGGUGUUCCUUGCCAUCCGGAGGUGCUCCACGUUCCAAAGAAUGAUCUCCGAAGUGCAAGAGGAGUGCUACAGCAAGCUGGACAUGUGCGGCAUUGCGAAACGAAAUCCUGAAGCCAUCACGGAGGUCAUCCAGCUUCCAAAUCAGUUCUCAAACCGGUAUUACAACAAGCUGGUGAGAAGCUUACUGGAGUGUGAUGAAGAGACUGUCAGCACCAUCAAGGACAGCUUGAUGGAGAAGAUUGGCCCCAACAUGGCAAGCCUCUUCCACCUGCUGCAGACAGACCACUGCGCCCAAGGCCACCCGCGGGCAGACUUCGCCAGGAGACGGAUCACCGAGCCGCAGAAGCUCAAACUCUACUUCAGGAACCUCCGAGGUGAGGGGUCCGUCCCGGCCCACGCGAAGCGCAGCUCCGCCGAAAGCGCGUAACACCUCGGGGGAGCCACGCUGGGUGUGUAAGGGAUGCGAAGCGCUACCAAAGCUGAGGUCUCUCUUCUAGAGGAGGAAUGCACCCAACCCAAGUGUACUGUAGCUAGUUUUAAUAACGACUAGGAACUGGUUUUAGAUUUAGUCAUUCAUAUUUUCUAUUCCUCUCGAACAAAACUUUUUGCAUGGGUCUGUGUUCAGUGUCUCAGCUUUCCUGCCAUCAAAACGUCUCCAUCUCUUUUCUUCCCCACAAAAAAAAAAAACAAAAUCACACAAACAAAAAAAAAGAUAUUCCUGAACGAUCUUAGUCUUAAAUAUAACCGUACAGUAGUCAGGCCUUCAGACAUCGAACCCUAAACGUACUGUAGUGCUAACACCAGUGAAGUCUGAAGAGUUGGCACCGAGGAGGAUAGCUUAUUCUCUCUUGUAGUAAGCGGGUAGGCGGCGAUAGAUGCACUACUAACUAUUGCACAUCCUAAAGAUGUCGGUGGAAUUCGUGUUAUGAAUCUGUGCUGGCCAUGGACGAAUAUGAAUGUCAUAUUCCUGGUCUCUUAGUGUCAUGCAGUCCUAACCCUUCCAACAGAGCUCUUCUUCACCCGUGGAUUCACCAAACUCGCUAGCUCUGGAUGAGUCUAGUUACCGUGACCUGGCACCACAGAGCAAAAUGAGUUAAAACUAAACCCCCCACCCCCCCCCUCCCCAGCACACACCAAAUCAGGAAAAGAACAUUUUGUACUACGGAAACGAUUAAAAGAGGUGCCAGUCUAUGGCUGAAGCUAGUCAGAAGGUUACAUAAGCCUGCAUUGUAUUUAAAAGCUAACAUCUAUGUACUGUAUUUAACUGUCUAAAGCUUUAAAAGAAAUCUAACAAAAACAAACCCUGUCUUAAGACUAGAGUAUUAAAGGUCUUGCUCUAACUGUGGUAUAAAUAGUUUUAAAAUCUGUCAUGUACUGUACAUAAAUUCCACGAGAGUCUGCUUGAAAGGAGCAGAAUAUAGUAACUUUAUUGCAUAAACUUAGUUUUGUAAGUUAGCUAUUUCUUUUUUUCCUGGAAACAGUUAUCUCUGUUGUAUUGCAGAGUUCACAUUCUACUCCGUGGCCUUUUUAUAAUGGAAGAGAGAAAAAUGUUUAGGACAGAAAUUACAGGGCCAGAAGAAAUGAGCGUCUCAUAAUUAAAACGGGGGGAGGGGGGGCAGGGGGGGAGGAAGAAGAGUUCAGGCUGGCCAGCCCUCGCUCCACGAGACGUAGCACAGCCCAGGCACAAGCGCUGCUGGGGAGAAUUAUCAGAUGGCUGACAAAAAGCCACCUGGGGAUCCCAUAGCUGCCUUCAGAAAGUUGAUUUCUGGGGAGAGGCAGGAGGAAAAAUUUAAAAAAAUUAAUAAUUAAAAAAAAAAAACCCUUAAAUUCGCUGAAGUUUCAGCAGUAAAGCAGCGUGCCUGCCUGGAGAGGAGCCCUGCGUUGCUGCUCUCGGCGCUGCCUUUCCUGCCAUCCAGCUCUCCUGCAGCCGGGGCGGACGGGAGCGGAGCCGCGCGGCUGGGCCACCCCAGCGCCCUGCACAGUAGCCUGGCCGGGCUUCGGCGAGCCAAAAAAAGCCACAUUGCGGCAGGCCAUCAGCGAGGCCAGCUCCACGCUCCAAAUCUAUCCCGUUACAGUCUGCCUGCAGAGUGGAUGACUCUUGCUCAACUAGUUAGAGAGCUAAGAAAGGAGGGAAUCUAUUUUUCUUUUCAAAAUCUAAAGCAAUAUAACUUUUUUUUUUUUUAAACCACAAAGCCUUUAAACAAUAACUUGCUGCUAAUAUAUUGAAAACAGAUGCAGUGGCAGCAUUUCUAAUAUUGCUGUCUUCAUUAAAUGUAGCCCAAAAGUGCUGUCAUAAAAUUGUAAGCAGCAAAAAAUGUUGCUGACGGUAGAGGGUUGUUGGUUUUUUUUUUGGUUUUUUUUUUUUUAAUACUCUGAAUCGUGCCAUCCAGGGCAAGCAAGAUGCAAUAUUGCUCAUUCUUAAAUCACAGUCAGGUAGAUAAGAGUCCAACACCAGGAAGUUUUGCAAGGUGAAAACCAAAGGCCCCUUGAAUAUCCUGACCCUGAAAGUUUGAUUUACGCUUAGGAACCGAUCCCAGAACCGCGCACGUGCCACUUCCCACCCUACAGCAUCCCCCCUCCCGCUGCACCGUUAGGAGACGAGGAUGACUAAAACAGGGACGUCUGCUGGGGUUUGUGCAUCAAUAUUGCUGUUUGGGGCAAGAGUUAUAGAAAAAUAAUAAUAAUUUUUAAAAAAAAGUCUUUACCUGGCUGGAGGCAGCGUCCAACCGACCGCCUGGAUGGCUGCGCCGGUGCGAUGGAGCCUCCCAGUUUGGGUACCCAGGGCCUCAGUGGGCUCCACCAGCAGAGCUCACUGGGGACAUCGAUGCUUCUCAUGGCCAGCGGCUUCUCUUGUUGCUUUGCGCAUCCAUUUCUACAAAAACCCAAAGACGGUUUAUAAAGGCGCUUGCAGGGCCAGGGAGGGGCCCUUUUGGGUUGUAGUAAUGAAUUAUUUUUUUUUUUUCCAGUAGGAAUUUAAGCUUGUUGCCCCCUGGAUACAGGUAGGGAGAUGACUGGGAAAAUAAUUCCCCCCGAUUCGAUUUGCUCUGGGACCACAGGUGACUGUGCAAAGCAAAGCCCAGCCGGGGGCACCCAUGGGUGCCCUGUGCCGGAGGGACCCUCAGCUGCAUCCCGAGGCUUUAGUAACAUCAGUUGGGUUGGUUUUUAUUUUUUCCCCAAUGCUGAAGCAGCAAGGAAGCCGCGAGCACACAUCCAUCACAUCUAAUUCCUGGGGUUCACCUUGCCUAACUUUUGCCAUCCAGCCUAAGCUGGUCGCUUAAAGCUCCCUCUUACUGGGGAGGGGGACGUGGGGGUGGGAGAGGUGCUUCCCAUGGACUGGGAAGGAUGCCUAGUUCCAAAUGGUUUGAAUGGUGAGAGAGAUCCCCCUGGGGAUGGGGAAUGACUCUCGAUGUUAAGUCCAGCUAUUUCACAUUUUAUUUAAUCUCUAAUGCUUUAUUUUUUUAAUCUUGCGUUCGUUGCAAAAUGAUUUCUCGCGGGGGUGGGGAGGGGCUUCUCUAGAAAUGUUUGCAUGAUUCUCAUUGUGAUUUGUUUGCACUUUAGAUGUUUUGUGCCAUUAUAAAUUUGCAUUAUGUAUUUAUAAUUUAAAGAUACUUAGAAGGGGAGAGAGUUUGGGGGUUUUGGUUGUUUUUGGUUUGGGUUUGGUUUUUUUUUUUUUUUGCUGAGUACUGGAAUAAACAGUGAGCAUAUCUGGUAUAUGUCAUUAUUUAUUGUUUAAAUUACAUUUUUAAAGCUCAGUGUGUUCAUAUAAAGGUUAUUUGAAACAUAUCAUAGUAAUGAGAAAGAUGCAAGUUAUUUUCUUUGCUUAUUUUUAUAAUUAAAGAUGCAUUACAUAAUGAGGCCUAUGUUGGAUUUUUCUUCUGCAAUGAAAUAAAAUGUCAAAUUUAAGGGG